Dreissena polymorpha is the source of this 1026-nucleotide messenger RNA. RefSeq lists its product as uncharacterized. NCBI's taxonomy places the organism in Eukaryota, Metazoa, Mollusca, Bivalvia, Myida, Dreissenidae. The transcript has 8 exons. The record is from RefSeq and is a predicted model, not a curated record. The coding region runs from base 316 to 747 and encodes 143 amino acids.
ACAAAAAAAAGUGAUCAUCACACUGAAAGCCCGCUUUGGCCAGCUAUAUAUGCAUACAGAAUACUACUCGGGUACAGUCUAAUAUCGACCGGGUACGAUUAAGUAUAUUUACCGUACACGGAGUACAUGAAUGUGGGUCCAAGGCAGCAAGCAAUUGAAUGCGACAGUUGACAAAAAUGGCAACACCGAACAAUCGAAACCGGCAUUACACAAAAACAGUACUUUGCCGCCAUUCGCGGUGAAACGGACAUAACCUUUGUCUGCAAGCCUUGUUCAACGUCUGCACAGAACGGAACACAGGUGGGAUCCGAAGAAAUGGCGGCACUUGGCAAUGCGACCGAUGCCAUGGCGACAGAAGACACGCCUGUUAAUGAACAGAUUUCAACGUCUGCACAGAAUGUAGCACAGGCGGGUUCCGAAGAAGAGACUGCAAAUGGCAAUGCGACCGUCGUCAUGGAUACAGAAGACACGCAUGUUAAUGAACGAAUUUCAAAGUCUGCACAGAAUGUAGCACAGGCGGGUUCCGAAGAAGAGACUGCAAUUGGCAAUGCGACCGACGUCAUGGAUACAGAAGACACGCAUGUUAAUGAACAGAUUUCCUUUGUGUCGUCAACUAAUGAUGUUACUGAUGUUUGGGGUUCUACCGCCAGUGACGCCAGUGGAAUUUCGGAUGAGGAUGACAUAAGCCGUGUUCGAGAUCUGACCCUGGCAGUAAAUACUACCUUCCAAGUACCCAGAGAAAUAUAGAAGAGUCUCUGGAAGACGCAGCGCCUACCGAGUCCUUUACAGAGGAUAUGUCUGUGAUUUUUGAGGAUAGUAGCAGGCGGAUCGCAGCGCGGUAAAGACCUGCUGUGUGACAGCAUCGGCUACACAUACGUCGUGAAGGAGUUACAUCAUAGCAGUACUGUUUGGUGGUGUAGUGUCCGGAAUAAAUCAACGAGAUGUCCAGCACGUGUGCGGGAAAUCAAGGAUGGUUUCAAUCAGGGCCACCUAAACCACAACCACCCGCCAGUUCCUUCAAAGAAG